AUGCCCAAUUAUGUGAAGUUCAUGAAGGAUAUACUCAACAAGAAGAGAAAUUUUGGAGAAUUCGAGACUGUGGCCCUUAGUGAGGAGUGCAAUGCUAUCAUUCAGAAGAAACUUCCUCGAAAGCUUAUGGAUCGUGAGAGCUUCAUUAUCUCAUGUGCAACUGGAGAAAAAUUCUAUGGGAAGGCUUUAUGUGAUCUGUGUGUCAGUAUUAACCUUAUGCGAUUGCCUAUUUUUAAGAAGCCGGGAUUAGGAGAUGUGGAUCUCACCACUAUUACCCUUCAACUUGCUGAUCAAUCGAUCACUUAUCUGAGGGGUUUAUAA
Molecule: messenger RNA, 321 nt
Organism: Phalaenopsis equestris
Lineage: Eukaryota; Viridiplantae; Streptophyta; Magnoliopsida; Asparagales; Orchidaceae
Exons: 1
Coding region: 1-321 (106 amino acids)
Source: RefSeq, a predicted model, not a curated record